Messenger RNA from Tarenaya hassleriana, 1324 nucleotides. RefSeq names its product DNA oxidative demethylase ALKBH2. Gene Ontology annotation, biological process: DNA repair. The record is from RefSeq and is a predicted model, not a curated record. The transcript is spliced from 4 exons. Lineage: Eukaryota; Viridiplantae; Streptophyta; Magnoliopsida; Brassicales; Cleomaceae. The coding region runs from base 350 to 1099 and encodes 249 amino acids.
UCUUUGCACUUUGAAGUGUUUUGGACACACGCUGGAGAGGAGAACCUGACAUAGAGAAAGAGUUGGAGCGGGACUGACAUUCAAUGGGCCGGGAGCCGAGUCACGACAAGGGUGGCCGUAGCUCCACCACCUCGUUCGUCUUGUGAAAAGCUUAAAGCACUGGUACAGCAAACAAGGAACAAGAAUACCGAGAGACACUUCAUGAUAUGAUCAUUUAUUACACAAGUGACGUGACCUUUCUCUGAGAAAAAAAUGAUCGAACUCGCGAUCCUUCGCUUACGAUGCCAAGGGACACCGUGAUAUUCGAGACGGAGCCUUGUUUUCGUGUGAUAACAUUAACAGGUUUGUGAUGAUGAUGAUGGAUGCCCGAAAAUUGAGAGCUGGGAGGAUGAGUUUGAAAGCGAGCGUGGUGGUAGAGUCCGCAACAUCUGACGACGACAACUCUCCGAAAAGCAAAACCAUCGAUCUCGGCAAUGAAAGCAACGUCCUCUUCUAUCCUAGGUUUUUCCCCUACGACCAAUCCUGGGGUUUCUUCCAUUUCCUCGACAAACACAUCCCCUGGACUAGACCCACCAUUCGUGUCUUCGGCCGAUCCUGCCUCCAGCCUAGAGAUACAUGUUAUGUUGCAUGUAGCGGAUUGACUGAGCUAGUGUACAGUGGUUAUCGGCCGCGUGCCUAUUCUUGGGAUGAUUUUCCACCCCUUAAAGAGAUCCUCGAUGCUGUUCACAAAGUGCUUCCCGGAAGCAGAUUCAACAGCUUGCUGUUAAAUAGGUACAAAGGAGGCAACGACUAUGUGGGUUGGCAUGCAGAUGAUGAGAAGCUUUAUGGUCCAACUCCGGAAAUAGCAUCAGUCUCUUUUGGAUGUGAACGUGAGUUUCUGUUGAAGAAAAAGAAACUGGAGGAGAAAGCGCUGGAUGAUGAACCUGCAAGAAAGAGACUUAAGAGAAGCAGCGGAGGAGAUGUGCGGUCUUUUACACUGAAGCAUGGAUCAAUGCUGGUGAUGAGAGGAUACACACAGAGGGAUUGGGUUCAUUCUGUACCAAAACGUGCAAAGGCAGAAGGCAUUCGUAUUAAUCUCACCUUUAGGCGUGUUGUGUGAUGUUCCUUGGGGUAGAAUGUGCAGUCGGGUUUGGAAAAAUAUCAACAACUUCGGUGCCCUGAGCAAGGAGAUGUAUUUCUUCAAUGAGGUGUAGCAAUCACUCAAUUUCUCUUUCAAACGUGUGUUUUGUGUUUGAAAAGGCGGGCAAUGGUGAUGUAAUUUGGGUUGUAGGGAGGUGGCCUCUUCCAAAUCAGAACCAAAUAAACAAAAAGAAUGUUAAAAGGA